Messenger RNA from Andrographis paniculata, 1322 nucleotides. Its product is annotated as cysteine proteinase 3-like. Gene Ontology annotation, biological process: immune response. NCBI's taxonomy places the organism in Eukaryota, Viridiplantae, Streptophyta, Magnoliopsida, Lamiales, Acanthaceae. Gene Ontology annotation, cellular component: lysosome. Gene Ontology annotation, molecular function: cysteine-type endopeptidase activity. The record is from RefSeq and is a predicted model, not a curated record. The transcript is spliced from 8 exons. Bases 38 to 1132 code for a protein of 364 amino acids.
UGUGCAACCCACCGAUCAGAUAGAGUACACACUCCACAUGGCUCGUACGUUGCAGCUCCUCCUCGUCGCCGGAUUUCUGAUCGCCUGCGCCGCCGCCGGCUCACACGGCGGAUCGGAGUUCCUCGAGGAAAGUCGUAUCAGACAGGUUGUCGACGGCCUGCACGAGUUGGAAACCUCUAUACUCGGAAUUGUAGGCAACUCACGCCGCGCUCUAUCGUUCGCUCGCUUUGCUCGUAGGUACGGGAAGAGGUAUGAGAAUGCUGAGGAGAUUAUGAGAAGGUUCGAGAUCUUCUCAGACACGUUGAAGAAGAUCAGAGCGCAUAACCAGAAGAAGCUGCCUUACACUUUGGGAAUUAACGAGUUUGCUGAUAUGACCUGGGACGAGUUCCGUAAGCAUAGAUUGGGAGCACCUCAAGAGUGCUCUGCUACAACAAAAGGCAAUCACAAGCUAACUCGUGGAAUCCUUCCUGAUUCGGUAGAUUGGAGGAAAACUGGCAUCAUUGGCCCUGUCAAAGAUCAAGGUUCCUGCGGAUCUUGCUGGACUUUCAGCACAACUGGAGCACUUGAGGCUGCUUAUGCUCAAGCAUAUGGUGUGAACAUUUCUCUGUCGGAGCAACAGCUCGUCGAUUGCGCUGGAGCAUUCAACAACUUUGGCUGCAAUGGCGGAUUGCCUUCUCAAGCCUUCGAAUACAUAAAAUACAACGGUGGGAUCGAGACUGAAAAAUCAUAUCCCUACACGGCAGAGGAUGGUAUUUGCAAAUACAAACCCGCAAAUGCUGUAGUUCAAGUACGUGACUCCAUCAACAUCACUCAGGGCGCCGAGUAUGAACUCAAGCAUGCAGUAGCAUUAGUUCGUCCGGUCAGCGUGGCUUUUGAGGCGCUUGACGACUUCCGCUCAUACGAAAGCGGCGUUUACACCAGUGACGAAUGCGGCAGCGACCCAUGGGAUGUGAACCACGCCGUUCUUGCAGUUGGCUAUGGAGUUGAAGACGUAGAUGGCGUCCCAACCCCGUAUUGGCUGAUGAAAAACUCCUGGGGCGCCAGUUGGGGUGAUGACGGCUACUUCAAGAUGGAGAUGGGCAAGAACAUGUGUGGCGUCGCCACCUGUUCGUCAUACCCGAUUAUCGCGUAGUCGUCGGCAGCGGCGACAUGGUGCCGGAGAACUUGAUGCAUAUGUAUGUAUGUAUGUAAUAAAGGUGAAGAAGGACCAGACUGGCCCUUCUUCACGCAUUAUUCGCAUGGAAUAAUUCCUGUAUCAUUUUAAUGAUAAUUAAUUAUUUGGGAAUUAUUAAUAUUAUGUUUAAUUUGAAGUAUUUAAAAUA